Exophiala oligosperma is the source of this 3462-nucleotide messenger RNA. RefSeq lists its product as uncharacterized. Gene Ontology annotation, cellular component: cytosol; cell periphery. The coding region runs from base 287 to 3295 and encodes 1002 amino acids. The transcript has a single exon. Lineage: Eukaryota; Fungi; Ascomycota; Eurotiomycetes; Chaetothyriales; Herpotrichiellaceae. The record is from RefSeq and is a predicted model, not a curated record. Gene Ontology annotation, biological process: protein K48-linked deubiquitination. Gene Ontology annotation, molecular function: cysteine-type carboxypeptidase activity; K48-linked deubiquitinase activity; cysteine-type deubiquitinase activity.
GUUAAACAAACGCUUACGCGGACGACGGCUUCCCAUCACUUCUCAUGACUAUUCUGGUCUUCAAUUGAAUGUCUACCUGUAUGAGAGACUUCGCCAUCCAGCCUUCCUACCUAUCUAGCUGGAAAGACUGAUGUAUUCUCAGGCGCCCUUGAUUGUUUUGUACAAACAACUCUCCAGAUAUCAUGCACAGUGAAUCGCAGGCAGCCAACACACAAUCCGGUCUUUGAUUGUCUUGGGAGCUGAACAGCACACUGCGUCCCAACAGUGAUCCUCUACUCACGACAUCAUGGUUAUGCACAAGACACCCUUGCCAUACCCCACAGGCUCUCUACCACAGCCUAAUUUCUCUUCUGACGACGUCUCUAUGCAACCCAGCCUAAUCCCCGAUUCGACAGAACUCCCUCCCGUCACGAGAUCUCCGCGAGACCGACAGCGCGGAUUCCAGGAUUCACACAACCCUUGGUCGAAUGUCUCUACGCAUCAGUUAAGGGCAGACCGACCAUUGCCAGAUAUUCUGAAGCCAGGUGGUGCCCGGACGCAGGAUGACAGCCAAACCCCGGCAGGACAGAAUUCAUUAGCAAAUAUUCCAAACAUUCUAAGAGCAGGGCAGUCUCAAGGAGAUACACCGAGGUCGUCACUAGACAGCGACCGGUCGAAGGGCUUCUGGGAAGAGUCAGAUGAAGAAGAUGGAGGGAACAAGAGUCCUGAAAGGCCUGGAGCAUCAGUUCCAGAUAUCGAGAGAAGUCACGACCCAUGGAUUAAUGUGGAGGCUGCAGAGAAAUCUCCAGGGAUAAGGAGGAAACCAGUCGCUGGUGGUCUGAGUCCUGGUCCAGGUCCAACAUCGCCUGCUCUCGAAGCAGACACAGCAUUUGCUUCUAACAAUCCAUUUAGGCGGCCGUCAUAUUCUCAGUCGGCUGAGAAUGGCGGUCCUCAAGAGGACAAAGGCAAGUCUCCUGACAGAGGAGAAACUGGGCCCUUCAUGAAUCAAUUCCAGGACCUCAGCAUUGGUAAUAUAGGCGCAGCCCGGCCGCUCAACAAUGGUCUCACUGGACCAGAAUUACCAGCUGUGAAACGGCAGGAUGACAUGCCGAGUCUACAACCUCCCAUGCCACAGGCUCCUCCUCCUCCACCACCACCUCCACCUACAGAGUCCUUCUCUCCCUUUAGUUCACAGCCCCCUCUGAUUCCAGUUUCAUCCGAGUCAAAUCAUAUAGAAAACCCGUGGGCAGCUCAUCACAAUCUGGUUCCCUCGGCAGCGUCACCAAUCCCUUUCGCGCCGUCACAGAAACAAGUCUCGAGCUACAAUGAUGACUUACUAGACCGUGGUCACCAAAAUAUCGGAGUCGUGUCCCUCAAGGACGAAUUAGAGACCUUGCCGAACGCUGCGACCACUAACCAAGUCACUCAUGACGAGCCUUCUUUACUAGAGGAGGACGAUGAGACUGGGCCUUCUCUGCCGACACGACCGUCUCAGCGUUCGGACACAGAAUAUUACGAUCCACCUGACGGUCCUCCCCCGUCAAAAGCUCCGCGACCGAGCAUACGUAUGACGGCCCCCUCGGAAGAAGAGGUCGCAAAGAUGAUCGAACAGAGGAAUGAGACAUAUCAGAUCAAGCACUUCAACUGGUUUGAUGUUAGUUCUCGCAGGUUGCGGAGAUCUUCAAUGUUGACGCAGAACAAGAACGGACCAUGCCCGCUACUUGCCUUGGUCAACGCUCUGAUUUUGGGAGCGCCGAAUGAAUCACAAGCGGUUCUGGAUGAAGCACUUCGGUCACGGGAGCAAGUAACACUGGGCCUCAUUAUCGAGACACUCAUGGACGAGCUGCUAUCUCGAGGGUACGAAAACGUUGGAGCGAACCUCCCAGACGUGGAUGAGUUGAACAGCUUCUUGAUGCGACUACGCACCGGUAUGAAUGCAAACCCGAGGUUCGUUCCAUCAUCAGCACCACUCCCAAGUCUACUGGAUCUCGAUGACUCCAUGCCUAGCGUGCCUCAAGAAGAUCAAGCACGGUCUAGACUAGGGACAUUCGAGUCGACCACCGACAUGAAGCUUUAUGGCGCCUUUUCCGUUCCUCUUGUCCAUGGCUGGCUUCCAGAACCUAGUUCGGACGCACACAAAGCGUUCUCCCGAUCAGCACAAACCUAUGAGGACGCCCAAGCCUUACAAUUCGGUGAGGAAGAACUAGAGUAUAAGCUCACGAGAGAGGGCUUGACGCCAACAGAACAGAACAUGUGGGAAGAUAUCAAUGCGAUCAAAAACUUCCUACAUACUUAUCCGACACAGUUGACGCCGACAGGCUUAAAGGCGGUCCAAAGUUCAAUACCUUUAGGAAGCUUUGCUAUCAUGUUUCGGAAUGACCACUUCAGCACGAUCUACAAGCAUCCUGAGAGUGGUCUCCUAUUCACGUUGAUCACCGAUGCCGGAUAUGCGGAUCGUGACGAGGUCAUCUGGGAGAGCCUUGUUGACAUAGCGGGCACACACAACGAAUUCUUUUCGGGUGAUUUCAUGCCUGUCAGCCAUAGUGAUGGAGUGGAUGAUUCUCGAAGGCAUCCAGCUUCACGACGAACCUCUCAGUUGUUACCAGCAGGCGACCCAGGAUCUGCAGCUCCGCUGUCACCACAAGAACAACAAGAACAGCACGAUGCCGACUUUGCCAUGGCACUACAGCUACAGGAGGAGGAGGAACAGAGGCAGCGAGCCGAUAGAAAUCGUCGUAGAAGUACUCCCGCGACUUCCACUAACAACAACAGCGGGCAUAGCGGCAACAACAAUGGCCACGGCAGUGACAGCGCUCCCCGCCGGUCGACAGGUAAUAUUCCGAUACCACUAAGGUCGCAGCCAGAGGUGCGGCCAGCAAUCCCACCACGCAAUGCCCGUGCCGCAAAUCCAGGCGUCAAUCGACCGAUUGAUUCGGCAGACGAGGCUCCGCCACCUACAUACGACGAAGCUGCCAAGGGACGUCCGUAUAUCCCUCCAGUCGGUAGUCCACUUCAUCCUGCAGCAGAGCCCAGCCCUUUCAAUUCGAGCACACAGCUUUCGGGGACAAUCAGUAAUACUUCAGGCCCAAGUCUGGAGCAGCCGCAUCCACCCGGGCCGAAUGCACCGGUGAUGGGUGGCAGGAGACAACCGGGUCGGAGGUUGAGUGCGUACAACGAAACGAGUUCGUAUUACCCACCACAGCAGCAGCAGCAGCGUAUGCCGGGCGGGUACAUGUCUCAGCAGGGUGUAGGUGCUGGACCAUCAAGGCCUGCUGCAAACAUGCAAGGCCGGGACCGAGAUUGCAUUGUGAUGUGAUGAGGUACAGUGGUAGCAGAUAGGACCGGGUCAGCGCGGCGUUGAGCGGCGAUUUACAUCAUUAUUGUCCGUGGGACGAGAGCACGCCAACACCUUGGGCAAAACUUUUUACGAGUAUGUAAUGGGCAGGUAAAUGAUAAGAAAGUCAUGAUUACUCCAUGAAUGAA